GGUUGGAGAGGAUGGAGGGACAGAGCUCGAGACUCCACCCCCAUCAAAAAUUGAAAGCAUAAUGUCGUGAUAGAACACCUUGAGAGAAUUUUAUAUUGGGCGUGGCCGCACGACGCUCACCUGGGUGUGUGACAGGAUGUGAUACACACGGCCAUCACCUGGUGACAAGCUGCUUUUACUUCUCAGCAGUCAACCAGGUGAAGACUGUCGGGGACCAGGUGAUGCUGUCACUUCUGCCCUCACCUUCUCAGGCAGAGUACUGUCUGUGACGAGGCUUCCUGUCUGUGACGAGGGUUCCUGCCCGCCACCUCGUGUGCCAGACUCCAGACGGACUGCAGGCUACAGCAAGGGGAGACCUCGCUACCCGCCACACCCUACACACACCUGUACGGCAUCAUGGGACAAGAGUUGCGGGUGGUUUUCCUCCUUUUGGCACUGAGUGGAUUUUCACCCGGCCCCUCACUCGCAGGCCCGUUGUUUUACUACUGCAUGUGGCUCAGGAAUGGCGCGUGCAGGACGAGCUGCGGUGCAGGUGAGAUGUACUACUCCGCCCCCUACCUCUGUGCCGGCAGCACUACAGGCACCAGGUGCUGUGCCCCUACACCACCACCUCCACAGCCGACGUGCGGCUUGCUGGGGGCCAACGUACGUCCCCGAAUCGUGAACGGUAGCGAGACGGCCAGGUGCGAGUACCCGUGGAUGGUCUUCAUCAACCUCCUCAACUACGUCGGCAACCGCUGCGGCGCCAGCGUCAUCGACAGCAGACACAUCGUCACCGCCGCCCACUGCUUCACCAACCCACCCUACGUCAACGGCAACCCACCCAUCACUAUUGGCGAGUACAACCUGUCGCAAGCAGCACCCGAGGACAAGUACACGACCACCAACUACCAGAUCAUCAUCCACCCGGACUACGACAGGGUCCGCUUUUUCAAUGACCUGGCCAUCCUCAAGCUGUCCACCCCCAUCGACUUCAGCCGCUACACGUGUGUCCGCCCCCUCUGCCUGCCCCCCAGAGACCAGGACUUUCCUCUCGACUCCCGGUGCCAGGUGGCCGGGUGGGGCGUCAUCAGGGAGGACGACAACAUCAAAAGCCUGGUGGACCCCAGUGUGCUGCCCACGGUGUUGAGGAGUGUGUCGGUGUCGCUGGUGAGUGACGCUCUGUGUGUCGAGCAUUUCCGCGACUACUACAACGCCAGCCACGAGAUCUGCGCCGGCGACCUCCAGGGCCAGAGGGACUCCUGCUUUGGGGACUCGGGUGGCCCCCUCAUGUGCAGAGGCAGCUCGGGGGAGCAGUAUUACAUGGCGGGGGUCAUCUCCGUGGGCGGAGGGUGCGCUCGGCUCAACACCCCGGCCAUCUACACCCAAGUCACCUCCUUCCUCACCUGGAUCAACGAGGUCAGAGGGCAGACCGUCUGCUGGGCCAACCUUCGCGGCAGCUUCUUGUACUGCAUGGUGCUGCAAGGUGUGUGCAGGACGACGUGCCAGGAGGGGGAGACCUACUACAGCGCCGACUACCUGUGCGCCGGCAGCACUGUGGGCACCAAGUGCUGCUCCCGUGUCUCCACCGCCACCAGGCCAGCCACGUGUGGUGUGGGAAGCAGUCUGGCUAGCCGCAUCGUGCACGGCCAGGAGGCGCUGAGGUGCGAGUUCCCCUGGCUCGUCUACAUCAACCUCAGUGAAGGCGGCAGCAACCGCUGUGGGGGGAGCCUCAUCGACGACAGACACAUCAUCACUGCCGCCCACUGCUUCAGCUCAGUCACCAGCGCCGCGCCCGAGAUCGUGGUGGGCGAGUACAACAGGAAUGAGACAGGCCGACCCCGGGAGAAGUUCGCCACCAUUGAGUAUCGAGUCAUCGUCCAUCCGGCUUUCAAUAGCCAACACCUGGUGAAUGACCUGGCCAUCGUGAGGCUGACCACGCCCAUAGACUUCAGCCGCUUCACCUGCAUCCAGCCCAUCUGCCUGCCGACCUCGCAGAACCAGGUGACCCCGGUGAACACCCAGUGCAAGGUGGCCGGGUGGGGACAGGAAGGUGAGACCUCCUACGACAUGCCGGCGGUGCUGAAGGCGACCAACGUGUCGGUGCUGGAGGACGCGCUGUGUGCCGCGCGCUACAACGACUACAACAGCGCCAUCGAGAUGUGCGCCGGCGACCUGCGCACCUCCCACGACUCCUGCUUUGGCGACUCGGGUGGGCCCCUCAUGUGCCCGGAGGGCCUGGGCCCACAGAUGCAGCUGGUGGGGAUCAUCUCGUACGGCGACGGCUGUGGGCGGCUGGGUACAGUGGCUGUGUACACACAGCUGUCGGCCUUCCUGCCCUGGAUUCGUGACGUGGUCAGCCGACCUCUGUGAGGCCAGGAGACGAACCGCCCGCCAUUAGCUCCAGCUGCUGACAGCUGCCGGGUGUUAGCUGUGGAUAGUUCCUGUCAGUUAGCUCGUCACACUUCCGGUAGCGCAUGACACUUGUGAUGGAAGUUAGCUGUUGGUGUAUUUCAAGUGUUGACACUUGCGUCGUUAGCCAGGUCAUUAGCAGUUUACUGAUCUACUGAAGACCGUUAGCCUCCAAGCGAUUAGUCCACACUUAGUGUAACAACUUAGUGUAACAACUUAGUGUAACAACUCUGUUAUCCUAGCGAGUAGCACACGCGCCGAGAACACUGUACCUCAAAACAUUUCAAAUUUACUGCCGGACACAACGAUUGGUCACGUGGCCAAGCACACUGUACCGCCAGCGGCUAGUCGUUAGCACGAUGUACCGAGUGUGUACAGUACAGUGUCAGUGAUGUCAUGAUGUCAGUGAUGUCAGUGAUGUCAGUGAUGUCAUGCGUACAGCAACAAGUCAGUUCUGUCAGUCCGUGGUCUCAACACUGUGCAGUGUGUACAACUAUUUCACCUGAAAGUGUCUGUGAAGUCUGUCUGUUCACACCUGUCCGCACACUGACGACUGCGUGAAGCAAGGGACAUAACUCUGUUUUAGCUUUACGCCGCGUUAACGUCGAAAGGGAGACAAGUGGAAGUCAAGACCAUGGAAAACAAGAAAAUCUGUCCACCAGUCAGCUGUCAGUGUGUGUCAUGACGUCACUGCUACCCACGCUGUCAGCUGUCAGUGUGUGUCAUGACGUCACUACCACUGAAUGCUGUGACGCAGUCAUACGCGACACGAGAAAGUUUGUGAGCACAGGCUGACAUAACAUUGUUGUCAUGGGAGCGGGUUAGUGACGCACAUAGAAAUACUGCUGUUGAUGUCAUACUAGCUGUACACAAAUAUACACGGAGCUAAAAUUAGAUACAUACUGCUGACAAUGUCACCUAAACACAGCUGUACCACUACAAACAGCUGCACACUAAUAUAGACACAGCUGCACACCAAUAUAGACACAGCUGUAUACCACUACAAACACAGCUGUACACUGAUAUAGACACAGCUGUACACUAAUGUAGACACAGCUUACACCACUACAAACAGCUGUACACUAAUGUAGACACAGCUUACACCACUACAAACAGCUGUACACUAAUAUAGACACAGCUGUAACUAAUAUAGACACAGCUGUACACUGACAUAGACACAGCUUACACCACUACAAACAGCUGUACACUAAUAUAGACACAGCUGUACACUGAUAUAGACACAGCUGCAAACUAAUAUAGACACAGCUGUACACCACUACAAACAGCUGCACACUAAUAUAGACACAGCUUACACACCCACAACCACAGCUGUAUACUAAUAUAGACACAGCUGUACACUAAUGUAGACACAGCUGUACACCACUACAAACACAGCUGUACACUAAUGUAAACUCCCUUAGAACUGUUUCUGAGAAAGUAAACUUAUUUUCACUC
Molecule: messenger RNA, 3846 nt
Organism: Pomacea canaliculata
Lineage: Eukaryota; Metazoa; Mollusca; Gastropoda; Architaenioglossa; Ampullariidae
Product: transmembrane protease serine 9-like
Exons: 14
Coding region: 397-2352 (651 amino acids)
Biological process (GO): proteolysis
Molecular function (GO): serine-type endopeptidase activity
Source: RefSeq, a predicted model, not a curated record